This is a messenger RNA of Monopterus albus (swamp eel), 1594 nucleotides long. RefSeq names its product HIRA interacting protein 3 (gene hirip3). The transcript is spliced from 8 exons. Gene Ontology annotation, cellular component: nucleus. Lineage: Eukaryota; Metazoa; Chordata; Actinopteri; Synbranchiformes; Synbranchidae. The record is from RefSeq and is a predicted model, not a curated record. Bases 32 to 1366 code for a protein of 444 amino acids.
AACUGUCUGACGUCACAUCCUGUUGCAAGCAAUGCUUCCCACCAGCGCCAAAAAGAAACCACCGCCACCACAGUCAGAAAUGAUGGUGUCGGAGAAAGAGACAACACGGCUCCGCAAGUUUGUGUGUGGUCAACUCCGUGAUGAGCCCGACCUGAGCAAACUGACAUUAGGAAUUUUGAAAAAGCGAUAUUUGGCACAUGUGGGGCGUGAAUCAUUAAGUCCAGAUGCCAGAAAUUACAUGAAACAGGUGGUUGAAGAGGAACUGAUGAAAAUGCAGGACAAUGACAAAAAUGGAAGCAAGCUGGAGCCCAAGAAGCCACAAAACAAAAGAAAGAGAGAAGAGGAAAAUGUUGAAGUGAUAAGUGAAGAUCAAUCCAUGGCAAAGAAAUCCCGCUGUCAGUCAAACUCAUCAUCAGAAUCGGAGGAAAAAGAAGAAUGCAAAACAGGAAGUAAGGACAGUGAAGAGGAGGAUCAAAUUAAAUCUGGAGGAUCUGAGGAUGAAGAGCAAGAGUUGGAAAAAUUACAGCAAAAGACAAAUGUCAGCAGUAAACAGCAGACGAACAGUGAUGAGUCUACAGAUGAGAGUAGCAGUGGUGGCAGUCCAGCAGAAACGAUGAGACAGAAGGUAACCUCCUCAAACGAUGGGGCGACAAUAAGCAGCAAUACAAGUAAAGGAAAGAAAACACGCCAGAGUGAUGAAGAGGAUGAAAAUGAAACAGAUCACCAGUCAGAAAGGAGUGACAAAAUCAACAGUAAUGAGUCCAGUGAUGACGAUGAAAAAGAAAAGGUGUCCAAGCAGAAGACGAUUAACAACCCAGAUUCAGAUUCUUCAUCAUCAUCACUCCCCUCUUUGGCGGAUGAACAGGAUAGAAGAGCAAAAAAUAAAAAGAAGAAAAGCAUGAAAACAGAGGAUAGCACCAGAAAUCAACAGGGUGACGACAAAGCAAUUGUGAAGCUCAAACGCUACAUUGCUCUCUGUGGUGUGAGGCAGAAUUACAAGAAACUCUUCGAUGGCUGUGGCUCUGUUAACUCCAAGGUGGCUGUUCUGAAGAAGGAGCUUGAAGCUCUCGGUGUCCAUGGUAAGCCAUCUUUACAGAAAUGUAAAAAAGUCAGAAUGAAGAGAGAAGAGGAUCGGGAACUAGCUGAUCUUGAUGUCAGCAACAUCAUUGCCACACAAGGUCGUCCAAAACGCAGAGCAGCCUUAGCAUGGCAGAAACCAGAUGACCCUCCACUGUCUAAAUAUCAACACACUCUGAACUCCAGCUCUGAUAGUGAUCAGGAAAACAAUACACCCAGAGUGCACAGAAGAGCAACAGACUGGGCAAACCUGCGAGGGAUCAUCAGUGAUGAUGCCAGCAGUGACUGACAGGGACACUUCCUUUUAAAAGUCUUCAGAGGCCACUCAGAUAUAGACAUGACUUUCUGUUUGUACAAGUUGGGUUUUGGUCUUUAAAAAUGACUUUCAUGGUAAGAGUACUAAUAUUGCAUGUUACUAAGACUAACACAUUUUCUAAGAUCAAAUUUGACUAUAUAGAUGGUGUUUGAAAUAUCUUUUUGCAACAAAAUAAAUUACAGUGGAUGUAAAUGAUGAUAA